AUGAUCAUAAUUGACAUUUGUCUUUUUUUCAUAGUGAUUGAUUUAAUGCCAAAAAAAUUCCAUGUUCUUUUUAAAUAUCAUAAUUAUAGUGCCGAAAAAAUAAAAUAUGGAGAUCGAUUAACGGAUAAACUUAACAGUGCCUCAGUAUACACUAGCUAUACAACAUAUUUCUGUGAGAUUUUUAAAGGUCUUUUCAACUCGUAUCGACUAUUAGAUCGGAAAUUUUUCUUCCAAAUUCUGUAUGAUCAACUACGAGAACAUUAUAUUCUUGUUGAAAAAGCUCCAUCUAAAAUUGCCUUGUCAACAAGCGAGACAGCGAAAGAAGCUGCAGUUAUUUUUAAAAAAACUACUUUAACUGAAAUUAAAUUGAAAUUGAUCACGAUUAAUGGACAAGAGGAGGAAUGGUCCUGCGGCCAUCAUCCUCGAUGGUAA
This is a messenger RNA of Dracunculus medinensis (Guinea worm), 432 nucleotides long. The record is from the annotation of a GenBank genome assembly. NCBI's taxonomy places the organism in Eukaryota, Metazoa, Nematoda, Chromadorea, Rhabditida, Dracunculidae.